Molecule: messenger RNA, 5678 nt
Organism: Lepisosteus oculatus (spotted gar)
Lineage: Eukaryota; Metazoa; Chordata; Actinopteri; Semionotiformes; Lepisosteidae
Gene: znf804a
Product: zinc finger protein 804A
Cellular component (GO): nucleus
Source: RefSeq, a predicted model, not a curated record
ACACUGAAAUGACUUUUAUUAUAGAAGGUUUAGGAAUAGAAAAAAUAUUUUUUUAUCAGACAUACGUCUUACUCAGAUUAAGACAAUUAAAAUAAUUGGAGGUAAAGCAGCAUACAGUAUAUCUUUGUAAUAAUACCCAUGACUCCCGUUAUACAUGCAUAUGCCUGUCAGCUGUAGGCUCCUUACCUGAUCCUCUGAUUUCUAGCAGUUCAUAUGGCUGCUGCUACCACAGCUACUUGCAGUAGCCUGCUGCAUCCUGGUUGGCUCGUGAGUGGGGCUGACUCAGUAGAUCUGGAGAGGCAGUGUGUGACAGAUGUACUUCUCCUACAGCCCUUGCUGUCAGACUAGUGGCUUCUUGCCAUUGGCUCAGUGCAUUGGACCAGCAACAGUGUACUCUAUAAUACUAUGCCUGUUUGUGCCACAGUGAACAUCAGAAUUCUUUCAGCAGGAGAAGCUUGCAGCGAGCGGAGCUGCACUUCAGGCAGAGCUGAGUGAGGCAAGCUGAACGUUCUGCUGCCGAUGCCAGUGGAGGAGAGCCAGAUCUGUUUUCAUAGUGGACUGAAUGAGGAAAUCAACAAAAGCCGUGAAUGGCUCAGCUCAGCUGCAGCUACCUAAUGAUGCCUGACCACUUUGGAAAUGAGAAGAGUUCUUGGGGACAAAAAUAAAGAUUUUCCCACUUGAUUCUUGAGUAAAGCACUUAUCAAUACCCUUACAAAACAAAAGGGUAAUGCAGUUCUUCUGAUCACUGGAGUUUACACAGCCUAGAAUUUGGGACAUACUUUUUCCUUUUCAUUUGCUUCUUGUCUGGCUGAACUGUGUGCACUCUGUGCAUGGAAGCUGUGGGUCCCAUAUGGCUUGUUAUUAUAUUGUCAUCAGCUCCACACACCUCAGCAAUGGUCACUUUCGAAACAUCAAGGGAGUUUUCAGGGGCCCGCUCAGCAAGAAUGGAAACAAGACCUUGGAUUAUGCUGAGAAGGAAAAGACUAUGGCAAAAGCUUUAGAAGACCUAAAGGCCAACUUCUAUUGCGAACUGUGUGACAAGCAGUACUACAAACACCAGGAGUUCGACAAUCACAUUAAUUCAUAUGAUCAUGCACACAAACAGCGACUUAAAGAACUGAAACACAGAGAAUUUGCCAGAAAUGUUGCUUCUAAAUCAAGAAAAGAUGAAAAGAAGCAGGAAAAAGCUCUUAAACGUUUACAUGAACUGGCAGAACAACGGAAAGAGGUUCAAUGUGCUCCAGGAAGUGGACCAAUGUUUAAGUCGACUACUGUGGCUGUGGAAGAUAGCUUUAAGGAAAUGUACAAUGGAACCCAUUCAUUUGGUGAUGGGAAAACAGAACACAUCAAAGUGAUUCCUCCAUGUGGUGCAGGAGAAGUUAAGGACGCACCCCCUGUCCAGCUUGCCUGCCAGAGUGAACAAUUUGAAGGACCACAUGACAGCACAACAAAGAAACAAGGCUAUGGACAAAAAAUUGGGUUUUCCUUUUCAUUUCCAAAGAAAGUGUCUGUCAAACUUGAAUCAUCUGCAGCUGUCUUCUGUGAGAACGCUGAGGAAGGAUCAAUGAAACUAAGCUUUAGACAGAAAAACAGGGUAGUUCUGAGUGACUGCAAUAUAGCCGGUACUCCUACAGCAGUAAAAGGACAAAAUAACAGGGAAGAAAUUCACAUCGCUGACAAUCAACAGGAAAAUUUCAGCGACAAAAGUGCCACUUCACAGGUCCAAAGGCCAUAUGAUGUGUCUGUGACACCAAACAACACAGACCCCAAUUCAAGUUUAUGUACCUUUCUGAUUUAUCCCGAGGACACAGAAAUCUCCUCUUCAUCUGAAUUGCCCACCUUUCCUGAAAAUAUAAGCAACAAAGAGAUUGAACUUACAGAAACUUUGCCAGAUUCAAUUGAAAGCAGUGUCAGGGAAUUUCAAUCAGAAACUAGUGAACAGUUAGCAGAGAGAUCAAAAAUGGGCAUAAACAUUUCAGAAGAAAAUGGGACUGGGGUUCUGAGUGUUUCACCGCUGAAUGGUACUGAGAUUCCUAGCUUAGAGCUGCAUAGCUCAGAGUCCACUGAAAAAGUUACAAACCGCACAGAUAAAAACCCAUGUAUAUUUGUGAAGCCAAAUAAACCUUUUUCCUCAGUCUUAAGUAAAGAUGGGACAACUAUACUUCAGUGGCCCUCAGAAAUGUUGACUUUUACAAAAACAGAGCCCCCUUUAUCCUACAGCUGUAAUCCUCUUCAUUUUGACUUUAAAUCUUCAAGGUAUAAAGCUGAAUCAGAGAGUAACAAGGGAAAAGCAACUGAAUCACAUGCUGUUAAGCCAGCAGUAAAAGAUCCCCUGACAGAUGAUAAUUCUUGCGUUAACACAGCUCUUAGGGGUACAGAAAAGCUCUCACAUUGUGAUAAGCACAGCACAAAGCCUUCAGAUGGCUGUGGCUACAAUCCUAUGCAAAAAGAUAUUGAUUUUGCAAAGCAAAAUAUCAAUUUUCAGGAGCCAGGUGAAUCUUUGCAAAUAAAUAACAAUCAGUCACAUGAACGACACUCAAGCAUAGAUACUAGACAGAAAAAGCACAAACACUCUAGUAAGUGUUCAAAAAAUUGGAAAAAAAGUUCAGACAAAUCUUGGAAGCAGGACAGGCAAGACUACCAAACUUGCAAAAGGAGGAGAAGGAGGAAAGCAAUGUAUCAUCUUAAUGAAACACAAAAGGCAAGAAACAAAAAUGACAUUGAUACAGAGAAAUAUAAGCAUUUCCCCAAACAGGGAAAGUGUAUAGACGGAUUUAAUGACCAAUUUGGAAGUGACAGUUCAGCAGAAGUUGAGCCAUUAGAAGAGUCAAAGCAAUCACAUCAAAAUCAAGAGCAAAAUGGCAGUGGCAGUAACAAAGCGAUGGAUACAGCAAGAAUGAAGACGAAAGCAGCAGGUAGCAUAAAUAGCACAGCAGGCACUGAAACAUUUUUUAAUGAAAGCUGCACUGAUCAUGAAGUGGUACUCAGGAGCAGUGAAAAAAAUCUAUAUAAUCCAUCAACAGAGCAGAUGAACACAACGGGACGCUGCACAUAUUGCUGUGAUAUGGCUUGCAAAGAAAAACCAUGCAUUAUCCAUGGAAGGUCAGAUGAAGUGCCUCUAAGAUGUGGAGAAGAAAACAACAAACAACAUACCCAAUUCUUAAAAAGAAGACAUGGGUGUCAAAAUGAAUUAGAAGAGCCAUGUUUGAAACGAAGGUUGUGCAUGACAUGUACUUCGUUGGGUAAAAGUUCCUGUGCUCUAAACAGACCUGGUGUUUAUAAACAGAGUAGGAGAAGGAAAAGAAGGAGAAAAAUUCAUGCAGGCAAUCAGAGUGUAUGUAUGGAAAGUCUUUCUAGAAAUUCUGCAAUGGAAACAAUUGAGUCUGAAAAUGGAUUGACAACUGUUUUUCCAGAGGUUAAUGGAAGCUCUGAAAGUUCCUUCAAUCUCUUAACUGAUAAUUUUGAAAACAAUGUGAUCCAAGAAGUGGUUAUGUACACUGAGUGUGUUAGUAAUUCCACACCCUCUCAGGUUGUAAGCUCUUCCAACAGCGAUAGCACUUCACCCGAAUCUUUGCUUGUGAAGCAAGCUGAUCAAACAGAGAGCUCUAGUUUUGUAACUGAAAGAAAAAACACAAGUCCAAAUUAUAAUCAUAAUGUAAGACCAGAAAUAAGAAAUGAGAAGAGUUCUGAAAAAACACGUUUUGAAAAGCAGUCCUGCAAAGAAGUGAUGCAGUUUAGAGGACAAGAUUUAGAAACCGUCGCUUGCAGCCAUUCAUGUCAGUUCAGGCCUAACAGCCACCAUCAGAAAUGUCAUCAGACUUUUCAAUGUCAAGAUGCAAAAAUCAACUAUGAGAGUGUGAGGUCAGCACAGAUGACUGGGUCUUUCCCAGGCUCUUGCCAAAGUUUACUGCUUUCUUCGGAGGACAUGGAGAAACACAAAACCCUGCACGUCCAAGCCCACAGGCAGGUGUUCCAUGCCCAGAGGUUUCCUGCCAUGUUGAAACCAAUCCUUGCAGCUCCCCCCCUUCCUGUGUCACCUCCUGUUCUACAUCCUGUGCACCUGCCCCAGCCCAUGUCCUCAGCCUCCAUCACGAUCCAGCACACCAUCUUCCAGCAUCACACUGCUGCCAUGGCAGCGGCGACAUGUUCCUUCCUCCAGCCCCAACCUCAGAUCGUUCAACAGGUCUUUCCAUUGCCUCGACCACCUCUGCCUCAUUUGUCUUUAGGAGCAGAAAUGUGCCCAGGUAGCCACCAUCCCUUCAUACCAGCUUCUCAGCUGCCAGUGGUGGCACCAGCUGCAUUGCAUCCAACCUCCCUGACCAUCCACGCUUUACCACGCUCCGCAGUGUUUUCACCAAUGCUUCCUUCACACCCGGCUGUCAUUCCAUUGCAAUCUCUGUUCUAAUAUUAGAUUUUAGAAAUAUUUGUCUACACCAUUAUUAGAUUGUUUCAGGUUAUUCAAAAUGUAUUUACAUUUGUUUUCUUUUAAAUUGAUUUAAUAGUUGCUAUGCUAUUUAGUAUUACAGAUUAAUUCCAAGCCCUAAAGUAUUAGUCACAUUUAAUGUGUUUUUGUUUUGCUGCAGUUAAUGGAGGUAAUACUAGGGCAACAAAAGAGAAAGAUGUUUUAAAACGGUCUAUAAUUUUAAAAAAUGUUUCUUUUGUAACCAGAUUUCAUUAUGCACAAUGACAUUGUCAUUUCUUUAUAUUUUUACUAAUGAAGAACUAAAAUGGAAAUUGCAGGUGAAUGAAGUGCAAUGCAAAUAGCAAGUAACAGACAUGUUUCUAUCAUACAUAGUGGUAUGGUAUUGUCCUACAUUUCAGUGUUAAAUUGUCAUAUUACAGUAUUUGUAAAUAAAAGUGAAUUUUAGAAUACUAUGAUUUUUGUCUUUAUCUACAAUAAUAUGUUUUUAGGGCAGAAAAAUUCAAUACUUUCCACCUGUGCACGGUUAUUUUACAGGGUGUUUUCAUUUGUAUGUGGUUGUUAAUUUUACUGUUUUCAAGUUCACAAAAACACGUAGUCAUACACAAUAUAUUGCCUUAUUACAUGGACACGUAUUUUCAUAUUCUGUAAAUGCAUCUAUCUGAAAACUUGCUUUUUAAACAAUACAGUCACCUGGCAGCUUUUUAUUUUGGAAAUGUUAAAACAAAAUGCCAAACUGCAGGAUAUUAUCUGACAAUAUUUUAAGAAUCAGAUCUGCUCUGUUCCUGAUCGUGUUGUUUGUGGAAUGCUCAAUGCAGUUAUGCGCUUUAUGCAAUGAUACUGCAAUGUAUUAGGCCUAUAUGCCAAAAUAUUAGUAUUCUUGGUAUGUUGCUUGCCCACUGAUUGGCACCUCAGGGUGCUAAUUCCAUUGCUAUAUACAAGGAGGAUAUUUUUAUAAAAACAGCAUGAAGUGACCAAGUGGCUUUAUAAUAUAAAUCCUCAAAAUAACACUGUACAUUAAUUACCAGCCCUGUUUAUGGAUUCAUGACCGUGUACUUGAUAUAAAAGACUGAAAGACACUCAGCAUUAAUGUAUGUAUGUACUCAACUGAAAUUGCUGUAAUAUGAAAAUUUGUACAUGUUGUACAUCUGAUGUAUUUUUAAUCUCCCUGUAAAAUUUAUUGUAAAAUAUGUUACUGUUUUUAUUGUGUAGGGUACCUUGUAUGUACUGAAUAUUUAGAUAAAACAGAAUAAUUAUG